Messenger RNA from Gavia stellata (red-throated loon), 2417 nucleotides. RefSeq names its product toll-like receptor 2 type-1. Bases 18 to 2417 code for a protein of 799 amino acids. The record is from RefSeq and is a predicted model, not a curated record. Lineage: Eukaryota; Metazoa; Chordata; Aves; Gaviiformes; Gaviidae. The transcript is spliced from 2 exons. Gene Ontology annotation, cellular component: membrane. Gene Ontology annotation, molecular function: transmembrane signaling receptor activity; triacyl lipopeptide binding; protein binding. Gene Ontology annotation, biological process: toll-like receptor signaling pathway; immune response; inflammatory response.
GGAGACUGAAACACAGCAUGCAGCACACAAGCAAAAUGUUCAACCAAACAAAACACAAAUCAAGAACUACACACACCUGGCAAGUGUGGACCAUCUACAUGGUCUUAGCUGCAAACCUCUCUGAAGAGCAAGUGCUGAACCAGGCUUGUCCUUCAUGUGAUGCCACUCAGCUUUGCAACUGCUCUUCCAUGGAUUUGGAAUUUAUUCCCCCAGGGCUCACUGGCAAAAUCACAGUGUUAGACCUGGCCCACAACAGGAUAAAACACAUCCGAUCCCAGGAUCUGCAGCAGGCUGUGAACCUGAGAGCCCUGCUGCUGCAGUUCAAUGAAAUCAGCUCAAUAGACGAGGACUCGUUUCGCUCCCUUGGGAAACUGGAGCUCUUGGACUUAUCAAGUAACAGCUUGGCUCACUUGUCCCCUGCGUGGUUUGGGCACCUUUUCUCGCUCCAGCACCUCCACCUUCAAGGGAACUCCUACAGAGACCUGGGGGAAAGCUCCCCGUUUUCUAACCUGCGGAACCUGAGCUCUCUCCACCUGGGCAACCUGCGGUUCUCCAUGAUAAGGCAAGGAAACUUUGAGGGCAUUGCGGUUCUUGACAAGUUGUGGAUUGAUGGUGGCAAUCUCAGCCAGUACGAGCUGGGAAGUUUGAAACCGAUUAAGAAGAUAAAUCACAUGAUCAUAAACCUAAGAAAUACUAAUGUAUUCUCAGCAAUUGUCAGGGACCUUCUGCACUCUGUCAUUUGGUUAGAAGUGAGAGAAAUCAAAUUAGAGAUUGAAAAAAAAAGCUUGGUGCAGAACUCUACACUUCCUUUUAGGAUACAAAAACUUACAAUUAAAGAUGCUUCGUUCACAGACCAACAUAUUAGCCGAAUAAUAGUAUUACUGAAGGAAAUCACAUCUUUGCAAGAGUUAGAGGCAAUCGAUUGUGUGCUUGAGGGGCAAGGAGCAUGGGAUACUGAAGAAAUUGCAAAGAGUGGGCAAAGUUUUGUUGAAGCAGUAUCACUAAUAAAUAUAAUGAUUCAGAAUUUUCACUUGUUUCUAGACCUGGAAGGUAUGGAGUCACAAAUAAACAAACUGAAAAGACUCACCAUUGCAGGCUCUAGAGUUUUCAUGGUGCCAUGCAAACUUGCAAAAAAUUUUUCAUCACUUCUGUACCUGGACUUUCAUGAUAAUUUGCUUGUAAAUAAUCGCUUAAAUGAGACAAUCUGUGAAGAUGCUUGGCCUUCAUUGCAAUCUUUAAAUCUAAGUCAAAAUUCUCUAAAAUCUCUGAAACAGACUGCAAAUUCUGUAACUCGUCUACACAAACUGAUUAAUCUUGACAUUAGCCAAAAUAAUUUUGGUGAGAUUCCAGAUGCGUGCGAAUGGCCAAAAACCCUGAAAUAUUUAAACCUCUCCAGCACUCAAAUUCCUAAACUAACAACUUGCAUUCCCCCGACACUGGAAGUUUUGGACGUUAGCGCUAACAACCUGAAGGAGUUUGGACUGCAACUGCCAUUCCUCAAAGAGCUGUAUCUCGCAAAAAACCAGCUGAAGACCUUGCCUGGUGCCGCACCCGUUCCUAACUUAGUGGCCAUGUCAAUCAGGAGAAACAAGCUCAACAGUUUCUCCAGGGAAGAGUUUGAGUCCUUCAAGAAAAUGGAGCUGCUAGAUGCCAGUGACAACAACUUCAUCUGCUCCUGUGAGUUCCUCUCCUUCAUCCACCACCAGGCCGGGAUAGCCCAGGUGCUGGUGGGGUGGCCAGACACGUACGUCUGUGACUCUCCCCUGGCAGUAAGAGGGGCGCAGGUUGGAGCCGUGCACCUCUCCCUGAUGGAGUGCCACAGGUCCCUCGUGGUGUCGUUGAUCUGCGUCCUGGUGUUCCUGGUCAUCCUCAUCCUCGUGGCCGUCGGCUACAAGUACCACGCGGUCUGGUACCUGAGAAUGACCUGGGCAUGGCUCCAAGCCAAGCGGAAGCCCAAGCGAGCCCCUCCCAAGGACAUCUGCUACGACGCUUUUGUCUCCUACAGCGAGAACGACUCCGACUGGGUGGAAAACGUAAUGGUGCGGGAGCUGGAGCAGGCCUGCCCCCCCUUUCGGCUCUGCCUCCACAAGCGGGACUUUGUGCCCGGGAAGUGGAUCGUGGACAACAUCAUCGACUCCAUAGAGAAGAGCCACAAAACGCUCUUUGUGCUGUCCGAGCACUUUGUGCAGAGCGAGUGGUGCAAAUACGAGCUGGACUUCUCGCACUUCCGCCUCUUUGAUGAGAACAACGAUGCAGCGAUUCUCGUCCUCCUGGAGCCCAUCCAGAGCCAAGCGAUUCCCAAGAGGUUCUGCAAGCUGCGGAAGAUCAUGAACACAAAGACCUACCUGGAGUGGCCUCUUGAGGAAGAGCAGCAGGAGAUCUUUUGGGAUAACUUGAAAAGAGCCUUGAAGUCGUAG